Branchiostoma belcheri (Belcher's lancelet) is the source of this 924-nucleotide messenger RNA. RefSeq lists its product as uncharacterized. The transcript has 2 exons. The record is from RefSeq and is a predicted model, not a curated record. Gene Ontology annotation, molecular function: metal ion binding. Lineage: Eukaryota; Metazoa; Chordata; Leptocardii; Amphioxiformes; Branchiostomatidae. Bases 13 to 786 code for a protein of 257 amino acids.
GCGGUCGUCAAAAUGGCUGGUCUUGUAGCGGACUACGAUUCGGACGACACUUCGGACUCAGAAACCACAAAUAAAGAACGAUUUGAGGAGACUACGAGGUGUGUGAAUGUGAGACGAAGAAAAGAAAACCGUAAAAGAACGAAUUACCUUGAAGGAGGGUCUUCAUCAUCUUCGGAUUCUGAGGACAAUGAUGUCCCAUCGCCAGAUCAAACCAAUUCUACAACAGAACUUAGACAGAAACUCCCGUCUCCAAACCUGUUGAACGUACAGAACAGGAAUCCAGUAGGAGGGACGGUAAAACUGCCCAACCCUCUACUCGGUGUUCCAACCACGAGGACAAAUGAUCGGAUAACGCCAGCAGAGCAGACUGCCUCCAUUUUCCACAACCCAUUCCGUCUAGCGGAACGAGAGAAGGAGAAGGUUCUGGAAAAGCAUGUGAAAUUGACGUCGAAUGAGAAACCUUCGCACAUCGCGGGGAAGAAAGUCUGCUGGAACUAUCGCAAGGGGAGGUGUCGCUUCGGACACAACUGCAAGUACGCACACGACAGCGAUCUCCCCUUCUCACAACAACAGCAACACCCUGAAGCUCCCACAGGUGCUGUAUCUUCACCUGCUGGGUUCUUUGAACAGCCUGAAGUGCUGAAUGAUGACGAAGACCCGGAUAACCCAGUACAACAGAGGAGAAAGAGGCCAGGGCUGAGCCAGACUCUUCAGCCACCGAAAAAAAGCAUCAAGGCCUACCAGAAACAGCAGGCAGUGGAGAGGCCUUGGAUGGCCCAGAAGUGAAGCCAAGAAAGUUACGAAGAUUGAAACAGCAAAUAAUAUAGCCUGGAUGCAAGGCUGUUGGCAGGACCCACACAGGCCAGCUCCUCGGCUAUUGGGCCAACAUACCCCCACGGUGACAUGCCCACAAGGUAGCCUCCU